This is a messenger RNA of Arachis stenosperma, 4167 nucleotides long. RefSeq lists its product as uncharacterized. The record is from RefSeq and is a predicted model, not a curated record. Bases 414 to 3698 code for a protein of 1094 amino acids. The transcript is spliced from 4 exons. Lineage: Eukaryota; Viridiplantae; Streptophyta; Magnoliopsida; Fabales; Fabaceae.
GACCGGAUGUUGACAAAUUUCAUGUCACUGUUGUUCUUAGAAGGUCGUUUGUUUGUGUGAAGAUUUCUUAUCUGGGAUCUCUCUCUCUUCUCUCUUCUCUCAAAAUCCCCCCUUUUUUUUUUCUCCCAAAAAAACAAAACCUUCAUUUCAUUCUCUUCUGCUUCUACUCCGUAUCAGAGAGAGAAAGAGAGAGUUACCCACUCUGACUUAUUAGAUCGAAAUCGAACGAUCUAACUUCCUUCAAUGUAAUUGCUGCUUUCAGCUAACCCUUUUUUUUGUAUUUUUGGUAUAGUUCGAGUCAAAAGGCCUCUCAAUUUUUAAUUGAUUUUUUUUUCUUAGAUUCUUGAGUGUUGAAUGGUAGAAUCCAUGGCGGAUUCUUAAGUGCCGGUCAUAUGAGGAUGUGGCUCUGAGGGAUGGGAACCAAAGUUCAGAAUCUCCCAGGAUACUACUCAAUGAGAGAUCUUAAUGAGGAAUCCAGCAGUUGUGGCUGGCCGCUAUUUUAUGGGGAUAAUAAAGCACUGGUAAAUGGGCAGUACUAUCAUGAUUAUAUGCCAAGUGCUACUACAGAUGCAUGUUCAGCUUAUGAAAAGGAUGCUGUGAAGCAGACAAUGCUUGAGCAUGAGGCCGUAUUUAAGAAUCAGGUCUUUGAACUUCACCGUUUAUACAGAAUACAAAAGGAUUUGAUGGAUGAAGUUAAAAUGAAAGCAUUACACAGGAACCAGAUACCUGUUGAGACAUCAUUUUCCGCAGGUCCAUUGGCAUCUAGAAUAACAUCUGAAGAUGGUAAAAGAUGGAAUAUUCCUGGAUUUCUCACAGGAAGUUCUAAUUGUGCCAAAACAUCUGUUUCAGGCAUUGAGGGUACUUGUUCCCCUUCAAGUUCGAAUAAAGGAGCAAAUAAGCAAGCUAGUCUGUUUCCGUCCCCAAAUGGGAGUAGUUCAAAAGAUGUUGAGGUGCUGGAGUCCAGACCCUCAAAGGCGAGGAGAAAAAUGUUUGACCUUCAUCUCCCUGCUGAUGAGUAUAUUGAUACUGAGGAAAAUGAUAAGCUAAACGAUGAGAAGAUAAGUGGUACAGCAAUAUUUCUUCCUGAAAGAGAUUCCAAACAUGGAAAGGGAGCCGAUGUAAAACCUUUUUUUGGCAAUGGUGGGAACACUGGUAGCCAAGAAGACACUUCAAGAUCUGAGCAGUUUUUAAGGAGCAGAAGUGGUUUGGCUGACUUAAAUGAGCCUGUUCAAGUGGAAGAAACAAAUGAGACUUCAUGUGUUCCGUUUUCAAACCAUAAUCAAUAUCAAGAGGCACCUGAGUGUUCUGAUCUAUCUGCCAAACAGAAGUCAAGGUUUUUUGGUUUGUCCAGGGAAGAAUUGCUAAACUCACAUCAUGGAACUGACAGCUGGGCUCGAAAUAAUGGAUAUUCAGAGAACAAUGGGAAUGGAAAAGGAUGGAUUUCUUCAGUACUGGAGGCAGGGCAUGCUAAAGGAGAUUCAAAAUACAUCCCCCAAGUCCACAAACAAGAGCAUUCCCCUUUAUCUUCCCAAACAAUGAAAGAUGCACUCAGAAAAACUCAUGAGCCUACAUAUGGCUUUCAAAUUAAUCAAAGCAAGGCUGAGUUUUGGAGGGUAAAAAGUGAUUUAGAUACCAGUGAAAGACAUUUUGCAUACUCCACUAAUAAACAUCCAGAGCCUGUUGGAUCAUCACAUAGACCUGGUUUCUUUGCAAUCACCCCUUCCUCUGAUUUAUCCAGGUCUUGGUCUCAUUCACCUUCUUUGGAAAUGGCAAGUGGUAACCUAGGCCAGAAGUUGGUGUCUAUUCAGACUGCGCCAUCUCAAUCCGGUGCCUUGAAUAGGAGUUCCCAGCCACAACAAAGCAAUGGGAUUUUGGGAGAUAGGUGGCAUACAAAUAUUAAUUCAAAGCUUAAUCCAGGUUUUCAAUAUGAUGUACCUGUUCAGAAUGGGUUUUACCCUGGGUCUGCAUCUGGGUCCAAGGAACUUUCAGUGAACAUCUCUUCAAUCAGCUAUGACUAUCUCAACCAUAGUAAUGACUGCAAGAGAAUUCCUGAACACUUCAACAAUGGUUCAGCAAAAUACUUUAAGAGUUCAAAUUCAAAGUGCAAUGACAUGACAUCUGGAAAAGAUAUUAACUUGAAUGUAAUGCUUUCAAACAGCUCAUCCAACAGCUUGGUUAGCCAGUCAGGUCUUGGAAUCAGGAACAGUGAACAGAAACGUGAGGAGCAGCUUGCAGUGUUGCCUUGGCUUAGAGCCAUGUCAACAUGUAAGAAUGAGGUGCAAAAUGCUGAUAGAAGCUUAACUGCUGGAGAAUCAAGUUUUUUGUAUAUUGCUUCUUUAUCUAACAAAGAUGAAAUUAGUAAGGGAUCUGGUGGAGAAUUUUUGCACAAUAUAGCAUCAGGUUUGCGUACUAAUGAUAUUGAGCGAAAGGGGACAGAAAUAUGUGAGGGCUCUACUGUUAAGAAAAUUCUUGGUGUUCCCAUAUUUGAUACGCCUCAAGUUUCUCCUAAGGAGCCAACUUCACUGACUUCUCCCUCCUUAUCAGUUCCUAAGCCAUCUGGACUGCAAUUACUGAAAAAUAAUGGGAAAAACUGGCUACUUGAUAUUAACUUGCCUUGCGACGAUGAUGUUAUUGAGUUGGACGAUGAAGCUGUCACUGAAACUUUUGUUAGUAAGAAAGGAUCUCCUGCAACAGGAGGCAGCUCUAGAAAUCAGAUUGAUCUUAACUUGAGUAUGAGUGAGGAUGAAGAAUUUGUGACACCUCCAACCACCAAUGUAAAUACAAAGGCAGAAAUAGAUCUUGAGGUCCCUGCUCUUCCUGACACAGAGGAGGAUGCCACUCCUGAAGAAAGGCAGAUUGAAAUUCCUGAAGUAUUAAUACCAGGCCCACCAAACAUGGACGAACAGCAGCAGGAUGAAGUUAUAAAGUGUGCAGCAGAGGCUAUCGUUGUCAUGUCAACUCUUUGCUGCAGUCAGGUGGAUGAUGUGAUCAGUAUUCCAUCAGGAAGUCCAAUGGAGGACCCACUAAGUUGGUUUGUGGAUUUCGUGUCGUCAUGUGUAGAUGAUCUGGAGAGAAAGCUUGACAAUUCAAGGGAACAAGAUGGUGAGGAUAAUGAAGAAUCUUUCUCAGGGGAAAUCGAUUACUUUGAGUCCAUGACAUUGAAACUGGCAGAGACUAAAGAAGAGGACUACAUGCCCACGCCUCUUGUUCCGGAAGACUUUAAAGUGGAAGAAUCUGGAACAACAUCAUUACCUAGUCGCACGCGAAAGGGGUCGGCAAGGAGAGGAAGGCAGCGGAGGGACUUCCAAAGGGACAUCCUUCCAGGCCUCACAACUUUGUCGAGGCAUGAAGUAACCGAAGAUCUUCAGAUAUUUGGAGGGCUUAUGAGAGCAACGGGUCAUUCAUGGCAAUCAGGGUUAACCAGGAGAAGCUCUUCUAGGAAUGGAGGUGGCAGGGGAAGGCGGCGGGUACAGGUCCCCCCAUCUCCCCCUCCACCUCCACCUCCACCUCCACCCCCACCCCCAUCCCAACUUCCACCAAUGGUGACAAUUGAAAAUUGUACCCCACUGAUACAUCAACUUAACACUAUUGAAGUGGGAUUGGAGGAUAGAAGCUUAACAGGUUGGGGCAAGACAACUAGAAGGCCGCGAAGACAGCGUUGCCCGGCGGGUAAUCCUCCAACGAUCCGGUUAAUCUAAUCACUGUAAGAGUCUUUAAAUAUAUAGAUGAGAAUUAUAGAGGGUAAGCAGGCCCUUUUCCUGUAUUGAUGGAUAGAAGGAACGCAUGAUGUUCUCAAGCACGGGUAUUUCUCUUUGUACAUUUCAUCAACCCGUAUUUGGGUAUUAUAUGUUUGAGUGUGACUUGUUAGUCAUGCUGUGAUAGAUACCAACUUGUACUAUUCUUAAAUAAUGUUGCAUGAUUUUUUUUUUUUUUUUUUAUGUCUGACUCUAUAUUGAGAUGUAUACCAGUGAGUAGCUUCUCUGUUCUCACUUGGAUUCUUAAUUAGUGAUUUUUAGUUGCAUUGCAUACAAGGAUGCAUGCUUGAAUUAUAUAGCCUCCACCAAAAAGGACUUUUUGGCUCCUUAGCUUAUGAAAUGGAUAAUAGUAGAUGACAUUAUUGUUCUGAAACUCAGUCUUCUAUAAUUGUGUUUUAAGGAUUCAAUUAUC